AUGCGUGCGGUUCCAUCAGUGCAGGCCAUGUUCAUGCACCUGCGCGGCCAUACCUGCAAACAUUGUCUAGCCAUUGACGAGGCCCAUUACAAGAGACACCAAGACAUUGCUGAGCAGCUGCACGCUAUCUACAAGAGCUACGGCAGGGUCGACUGGACUAUAAUUCCGUCCGCACCCAAGAUUGCGGCUGAAGAAACACCGAGAGAUACCAACAACUCGUGUGACUAUGGUACCAAGAAUGACCGCAUAGCCAUGAUCGCAGGCAUGCUGUCGUCAAAGCGGGAGAAGAAGGACGCAAAGCGUUUGGUGAGAGCAGCCGAUAGAUCAAGAGUGAUCACUCAGGAAGAGAUUCAAUACAUUGAUUCCGUCAUCCACUCUGCCGAUGGAAUGACCAGCAAUGAAACUGAAGGGCGGCCCAACCCUGAAGAGGUUGAUGGGAUUGAGAAGCAGCUUCGCUAUCAUACCCAGGUAUACAAUGCACGAGGAAACCGCGACCGGCUUGAAAGUCUCACAGACAAUUCUAGCAAGAUGCAAGAAGCGGAAUUUGACGCUGAGAUGGACCGUAUUCUGAACGUCUUUCACAUCGCCAGGUCUACAAAAGAGCUCGAAAACUUCCUCACGCUUGUCAAUGCCUUAAAAUUGGCUAUAACUGAAAACAUUGCGCAAGUCAAGAGAGAUAUUGCAGAAGUGCGCAUGCGACGAGCAGGCUAUCUACGAUACGUCAACAGAGCCUCGUAUGAGAUUGUAGCGGACAGAUAUUCCACCAAAAGCUGGAAAACGGGUGAGAAAUCAGCGACGAGCGCAUUCAAUCCCAGUAAAAAGACAAUUCCAGCCACAGAAAACAAUGCAUCAUCAAGAUCCUACUCCUGGUCGAGCGCUUGUUUCACUCGUAUAAAGAAAACAAUCAUGCCAUCAUCCACAGAUGGCUGGAUCACUACUACAAAUGGUACAAGGUCGAAAGCAACCGCUCUUAGGUCGCUCGUCUGGGAUGAUUUCUCAAGCCAGCAGUCUCAGCUCGCUCGUACCUCAUUACAUACAGAAACAUCACCCUUGGACCAGUCUUCUGCGAAUCGCGACUCUUUUGACGAACCUUCCUCCAACGCCCCGGCUGUCAAGUAUUCUUUAACCCAAUUAUCUAAGGAACCAGAGACUUUCGCUACAGAACUAGAGGAGAAAGCUGCCGCCGAGCAUGUUAUAGUCUCACAAAAGAAGAAAUCCAAGAAGUUACGCGAGGCGAAGCGCAAGGCUAGGAAAAUUGACAUGAUUAAAAACAGUGGAGCUUCCAUCGCCAGCAAAAGAGCGAAUAACCAAGUUACCGAAGCUGCCGAUACGUCACUCUGUGACAUUUCAACGGUGUUGGAAGCUGGCAGUCAGAGCUCAGAUACGGAAGAAAUUCCAUUAGCAUUGCUGAGUCAGGAUAUAGUCAGUGUUGGCUAUGAUAUGGAUCAGACAUCAAAGAAUACUGGAUCUACCACAACUUCGCUUCAGGAUGUAUCGAAUGUCCUUCUCCCUGGGCCUAUGCCAGUCACAACACAUGGAAAGCAAUCGCAUUGGAGAAAUUUUGUACUCAACUUCACUGCAGAUCAGCUAACAAACCCUUUGCUACCAUCGUGGGGUGUUUGCUCAUACGAAUCUUGGUGCAUGUUUGAGAAGAACCGUAUCUUGGACUGUCCAUUUCACCCGCCUCGUAUGUACAGUCUAGCUGCCUCCUAG
Molecule: messenger RNA, 1713 nt
Organism: Bipolaris sorokiniana ND90Pr
Lineage: Eukaryota; Fungi; Ascomycota; Dothideomycetes; Pleosporales; Pleosporaceae
Exons: 6
Coding region: 1-1713 (570 amino acids)
Source: RefSeq, a predicted model, not a curated record